AUGUCCGGGCAACAGCAGCAGCUUCCGUUGACGGCGGCUCCCCAGGCCUCGGGGAUCGCCGCCCCCGCCGCUAGCGCCGGCCCCGCUCCGGCCUCGGCCCCGGCGGCCGCCGCGCUACUGCUCCACCCGCCGCCUCCCCCGCCACCGGCCACCGCGGCCCCGCCGCCUCCCCCGCCCCCGCCCGCCGCCGGGCCCCUGCCCGCCCUGGGCCUGCCGGCGGGGAGCAGCGCCCCGGCCGCCUUCCCGCACGGGGACCCGGCCCUCAACGAGCAGGAGAAGGAGCUGAAGCGGCGGCUGAAGCGGCUCUACCCGGCCGUGGACGAACAGGAAACACCGCUGCCCCGCUCCUGGAGCCCGAAGGACAAAUUCAGCUACAUCGGCCUCUCGCAGAACAACCUGCGGGUGCACUACAAAGGUCAUGGCAAAACUCCAAAGGAUGCUGCUUCAGUUCGAGCCACACAUCCUAUACCUGCAGCCUGUGGAAUAUACUAUUUUGAAGUUAAAAUUGUCAGUAAAGGAAGAGAUGGUUACAUGGGAAUUGGGCUUUCUGCUCAAGGUGUAAAUAUGAACAGACUACCAGGUUGGGAUAAACAUUCAUAUGGUUACCAUGGAGAUGAUGGACAUUCAUUUUGUUCCUCUGGAACUGGACAACCCUAUGGCCCAACAUUUACAACUGGGGAUGUCAUUGGUUGUUGUGUAAACCUUAUCAACAAUACCUGCUUCUACACAAAGAAUGGACAUAGUUUGGGUAUUGCUUUCACGGAUCUACCGCCAAACUUGUACCCUACAGUAGGGCUUCAAACACCAGGAGAAGUGGUAGAUGCUAACUUUGGGCAGCAUCCAUUUGUGUUUGAUAUUGAAGACUAUAUGCGAGAAUGGAGAACCAAAAUUCAGGCUCAGAUCGACAGAUUUCCUAUAGGAGAUCGGGAAGGAGAAUGGCAGACAAUGAUUCAAAAAAUGGUUUCAUCUUAUUUAGUUCAUCAUGGGUACUGUGCAACAGCAGAGGCUUUUGCCAGAUCUACAGACCAGACUGUACUAGAAGAAUUAGCCUCCAUUAAAAAUAGACAAAGAAUUCAAAAAUUGGUUUUAGCAGGAAGAAUGGGAGAAGCCAUUGAAACAACACAACAGUUGUAUCCAAGUUUACUAGAAAGAAAUCCUAAUCUCUUAUUUGCAUUAAAGGUGCGCCAGUUUAUAGAAAUGGUGAAUGGUACAGACAGUGAAGUGCGGUGUCUGGGUGGCCAUAGUCCAAAAUCACAAGAUAGUUACCCUGUAAGCCCUCGAUCAUUUAGUAGUCCUAGCAUGAGCCCCAGCCAUGGAAUGAAUAUUCACAGUUUAGCAGCAAGCAAAGGAAGCAGCACACACUUUUCUGGUUUUGAAAGUAGUUGCAGUAAUGGAUUAAUAUCAAACAAAGCACAUCAGUCUUACUGUCAUAUUAAACACCAGUCCACAAGUUUGAAUGUACCUGAACUCAACAAUAUAAAUGUAUCAAGAUCACAGCAAGUUAACAGCUACACCAACAGUGAUGUAGACAUGGAAACAGAUCACUACUCCAAUGGAGUUGCAGAGACUUCAUCCAAUGGCUUCCUAAAUGGUAGUUCUAAACAUGAUCACGAAAUGGAAGAAUGUGACACAGAAAUGGAAGUUGACUCAAGUCAGUUAAGACGUCAGCUAUGUGGAGGUAGCCAGGCGGCCAUUGAAAGAAUGAUCCAUUUUGGAAGAGAAUUGCAGGCAAUGAGCGAACAGCUAAGGAGAGAAUGUGGCAAAAACACAACAAAUAAGAAAAUGCUAAAGGAUGCGUUCAGUUUACUUGCAUAUUCGGAUCCUUGGAGCAGUCCAGUUGGAAACCAGCUUGAUCCAAUACAGAGAGAACCUGUGUGCUCUGUUCUUAAUAGUGCAAUACUAGAGACCCACAAUCUGCCAAAGCAGCCACCACUUGCCCUAGCAAUGGGACAGGCUUCACAGUGUCUAGGAUUGAUGGCACGUUCGGGAAUUGGAUCGUGUGCAUUUGCCACAGUGGAAGAUUAUCUACACUAGCUAUGCAUUUGAAGAUCUCAAGUAUGUGUUGUGGCAUAUUCAACAUGGAGGUAGAUCAGCUCUGCUGACUGGAAUUUGGAUCUUUUAAUUAUGUACUAAGGACAGGUCUGUCGCUUUACGUUGCUUCCUAGUUUACAGCAUGAUGCAAAUGAUUUUCUAACUUAGUGUUAGGAGAAAUUUUCCAUCUUUAACCUCUUAGACAACUGAGAGUUAAAAUUAUCACUGAUAAUGUCAGACAUCCAAAUUGACAAUUACAAAUUCUUUCUUUAAAUGAUUGUUCAAAACAAACCAAAAAUCCUACCACCUUGAGGUGGGGCAGAAGAAUAGAAAAUGUUGUGGAUGUGUUAGCAUGUGGGUGAUGUAAACUUCAAGCAGGAUGACUUGCCAGCCUCCACCCUCAUUAUUACAUAGUUCAAUCAGUGUAACUUGCAAAAUGCAUAAACACCUGACAGUUUGGAUAUAUAGUGUUGAUGGGAAGAAAUAUUUUUUAAUGUGUACUGUAAAACUUGAAAUACUCAGGAGCUGAGUGAAUAUGUUUGUUGCUACUUACAAUCCCUACCUGUUGAUCUUAGUAGUUUUUGUUUUAACAUGGUCUUUUCAACUUUCUUUGUUUAACUACAGACAACUUCUGUUAUAGACUCACCAGUUUAACUGUUGUAUAAUAACAGUAUUACAUGUCACAGUGUGGUUACGACCUCUAUUUAUAUAAAAACCAAAUAUUAGUCAAUUUACAGUCUUAAUUUAAUCUUUGUACACCUUGCAUUUUUAAAAGUGCUUAAAUGAGUACUAUAUUGCAAUAAAAUGUAGUGAUAUCAUAAUUAACCAGCCAUUAAAAACUUACUUCUACA
Molecule: messenger RNA, 2882 nt
Organism: Emys orbicularis (European pond turtle)
Lineage: Eukaryota; Metazoa; Chordata; Testudines; Emydidae
Gene: RANBP9
Product: RAN binding protein 9
Exons: 14
Coding region: 1-2034 (677 amino acids)
Molecular function (GO): protein binding
Source: RefSeq, a predicted model, not a curated record